UUGCAAACUUAAGCGUGUCUAAUUCAAUUGUGAAAGUAGUGUAGGAUGGUGACGGUCGUCUCCUGCGUAACGCAACCAUCGGUCACAGCGCCCACUGCAGUGAACAGUUCCGCCAUGGAUGGAAAUUGCCAAUCUAUUGCCAUCCCGAUGUGCCAACAAAUGCCGUACAAUGCGACCAGGAUGCCUAAUUUACUUGGAAUGACACACCAGGAAGAUGCUCUGAUAGCAUUAGAACAAUUUCGUUACUUGCCUGAUACCAACUGCUCUCCAUAUUUGGUUUUUUUUCUGUGUGUUAUAUACACACCAAUUUGUACAUCUGAACUCCCUUCAUUUUUGGCUACUAUUCCACCGUGUCGGCAGGUGUGUGAGCAAGUCAAAUCACACUGCGAGCCACUCGUUAAAAAAAUGGGAUUCGUUUGGCCACGUGCUUUAGAUUGUUUUUCUUUUCCUGAUGUAACAAAAGCCGAAAGUGUUUGUCUUACUCCCGAAGCCAUUCUAAAACAACAUACACCUAUAAAACAUCCUGAAAAUUGCCCUUGCUUCCGUCAUCCGAAGCUAAAACAACGACUCUAUCUCAAAAGGCGCUUCGAUUUUGCUGUUCGCGGGAAAGUGGAGUGGUCGGAAACGUUUGGUUCUCUAACUCUAACCAACAUAGAAGUGAUUGAGGUUUUUAAACACGGAAAAGUCCGAAUCGACCCCCUCUCCAGGGAAGUUCUUUGGACAAAUACUUCAUGCGGCACGUGCCCACGACUUGAUCCAGGUAGAGAAUAUUUUCUUUUGGGCCACGAAGACGUCACUCGCCAACGGCUUUUGUACACUACUCUCAGCGUCGGACUGGAAUGGCGUAAAAAAUACGCCUUACUCAUUGGGAAAUGGGAAAAGGCUAAGAAGCAGACAUCCAACACAACAAAGGGCAACUAAAACCAUUAAUCUAUACCAUCUGGUCACAUACCCAAAUUAUGCUCUGCCUCGUCUUUAUUUUAAAUUACAGUUACAUGUAAGUUGAUUUGUUGUUCUAUACAAGGGAUUAACGAGACAAUAGAGCGCUAAUUUUGCGGGAUAAAAGGAGAAAGAAAUUUGGAUGACAACAGACACGACCAAAUGGUAUAAACAUCUGACUAAAGAAACA
Molecule: messenger RNA, 1129 nt
Organism: Daphnia pulicaria
Lineage: Eukaryota; Metazoa; Arthropoda; Branchiopoda; Diplostraca; Daphniidae
Product: secreted frizzled-related protein 3-like
Exons: 10
Coding region: 46-921 (291 amino acids)
Biological process (GO): non-canonical Wnt signaling pathway; canonical Wnt signaling pathway
Cellular component (GO): cytoplasm
Molecular function (GO): Wnt-protein binding
Source: RefSeq, a predicted model, not a curated record